Messenger RNA from Acinonyx jubatus (cheetah), 5836 nucleotides. RefSeq lists its product as uncharacterized. Lineage: Eukaryota; Metazoa; Chordata; Mammalia; Carnivora; Felidae. The transcript has 14 exons. The record is from RefSeq and is a predicted model, not a curated record. The coding region runs from base 405 to 5513 and encodes 1702 amino acids. Gene Ontology annotation, molecular function: U6 snRNA binding; protein binding; pre-mRNA binding. Gene Ontology annotation, cellular component: U2-type catalytic step 2 spliceosome; Prp19 complex; U2-type catalytic step 1 spliceosome.
CUCAAGCUGACAGGGUAGGGAAAAAGGCAAGUAAUAAGACUGCUUACUGUAGCCCUUGCUUGUGGCUGUAGAGAGAGGUGUUUCCUUUUCUGAAGAGCCUCCCUUCGAAAGCCCUAAAUGGCGACGCGGUCUGACAGGAAUGAGGAAUAACUGAAAGCUAUUGGAGAGUCACUUCACCGCUGGAGGCUACCCAAAUCUUUCCUUUAUCCACCACCCACACUGUGUACAGCCUCUCCUACCCUCACACCUCAGGUGAAGGUGAAAUCAGAGAAUGAUCAGCAACUUGCUCGUGUUGCCAAUUUCAUCAUGAAUUUUAAGACUACAGAUAAUCUGACUCUACUUGGAUUAUCUAAGCCUUAAAUAUUAACCACCAGAGGAUUUUCUCUAUUUAUCCAUCCUGAGACAUGGCACAAUCAUUUAAUCUUUUUCAACAAGAUCCUACUGUGACAUCCUCUCCUACUGAAGUUCGUGUGUGGAUAGAAGAAUUGAAUUAUAAUUUUCUGAUAUAUGGAGAACACUUUGAAAGAGCAAAAAUCAAUGGGGAGAAGCUACUUAACAUUACUCGGCAAAAACUUAAUGAACUUGGCAUAAUACAGACUGACCACCAGGACAUCAUAUUAAAAGCGGUUGCUAAUAUUAAUAAAAAGAAUAAAGUUGAAAGGCAAGAUAUGCCAGGAGAAGAUCAGAAUGACAAAAAGAUGCCUACAAGAUUCAAAAAACAAAGUGAACAUCUUGAGCAUGCUAUUGAUUGUGUUCUUGUCAUGAUAUCGGAAAGAAGAAGGGCCCGUAUUCUACAUGGCAUUAAUGAACAAUCACCUCAUAACAUUCUAACAGCUACUCUUGAACUGAUAAAUGUGGUCAAGAUGAUACUAAACAUUCUGGAAAGGCCUCCAUUUGAUUGUAUGUCAGAAUUUUCCAGUUUGAAAAGCCAACUAAUUAAAUGCAUCACAUUACUGAAGCAUUUCUCUGAGCAGUCUUACCUCAGCCAUGAAAUGGAAUCAGAUAUGAUAGAUGUGUGCAAGAGUGUGAAUAAAAUCUGUCACUACAUAUUUGCUCUGCCACCUGAUCUUACAAGAAUGGAAACACAAAUUCUAGCAUUCCUUACCCCUGAAAAUAAAUUAUCUAGGAUGCAAGUGCCAAUAACUACAACUAAUUCAUCAAGUGAACUUAUAUUCUCACUUCAAGAUGUGUCCCUUCCAAUUGAAAUAGUACCAGAAAAAUUUGAAUAUUUUUCCCCAGAAAGGCUCAACACUCCAAGUAAUGAAGGAGCAAUUGUGAUGUCACAUGAUGAAGGAAGCAAGUCUGAAACAGAAGCUUCUGAUACAAAAAUUUCUGAAAUUUCAACGGGUUCUUUGGACUAUAAAAGUCUCCAAGACCUAAAAAUAAUUGAAAGUGACACCCCCUGGCUGGAAUCUGGCUCUGAAAGAUGUGUGAUUGAUUCUGACUCUGAUAGAGGCAUUGGUUUGGACUCUGACUUAGAACAGCACUCAAAAGACUCUGAUUCAAUAAUAUGGGGAAUGGACUCAGACUCAGAAAAACGUCUCAUGGACUCAAACUCUGUGAAACAUCUGCAAGAAGCAGAAAAAUACCAGGUGGCUUCAAGUUCUAUGAAAGACCUGAUGGAGUCAGAGCAACAGCUAGUGGGAGUUGAACAAUGCCAGAUGGACUCUGACUCUUUGAAACACUGGAUGGACUCAGAUUCAGAAAAAUGUUUGGCAGACUCUGACUCUGAAAAAUAUGGGUUGAACUCAGACAGUGAAAGACCUGAGAUGGAUUCAGACUCAGAAAAAUCCCCUAUGGCUUCUGCAUCUGUGAAACACCCGCUAAAGGCAGAAAAAUGCCAAAUAGCUUCAGAUUCUGUAAAAAGCCUGAUGGAAUCUCCGAAAAUGUUGAUGGAGACCAAACAACACUGGAUGCUCUCUGCUUCUGAGAGGUAUAUGAUAGACUCAGACAUGGAUAGAGAUGAAAUGGACUCAGCUUCUGCAUCGUCAGUAUGUCUGAUGGGGGAAGAAAAACACCAGGAAAAGAUAAGAUCUAAGAGAUAUAUAAUGGAAUCUGAUUCUGAACCAUGUGAGAUGGACUCAGACUCAGAAAGAUAUGGGCUAGCCUCAACAGCUGUGAAAUGUGUCAUGGAUGCUAAAACAUUCCAGUUCAGUACUGAUACUGAGGGAUGCAGGAUGGAUUCUUGGUCUGAAAGACAUACAAAUGACUUAGAUUCUGAAAGCCCAGAGAUGGUCUCUGAUUCAGUGAAACACACAAUUAAGGCUGAAAAUUGCCAGAGGGCCUCUGACUUGGAAAGUUUAUGGAUGGGCCUCAGGUUUGAAUCUAAAAGAUGCUGGACUGACUCUGAAAGACAAAAAUUGAACUUUGACUAUGGUAGAUGUUGGGAUAGCUCUGGAAGAUAUCAAUUUAGGUCCGAAAGAAUUCAGCAUAGCUCUGGAAAAUGUAGGGAUGACCCUCAAAAACGUUGGGAUAGCUUUGAAAGACAUCAAAUAGACCCCAAUUCUGGAAAAUAUCUAGCAGAUUCUGAAAAUAAAAGACAUAAAAAUGAGUUUGAAAGUGAAAGACUCAUGAUGGAUAUGGCGAAGGAACAGUGUCUGAUAUUUGAAAAUAAGAGACUUCAAACAGAUGAAGACAAGAAAAGGUAUCUCAUAACAUCUGACAGUGAACAAGAGCACAAGAUUGUAUUUCACAAUGAAAGACACCCCGUUUACUCAGAAAAUGAAGCACAAAGGCUUGGUGCUCGCAAGAAGGAUAAUCGUCCUCAGGGUUUUUGGAGGCCUGUUUUCUUGUCAUCUCCAUUUAGCCAAAGAAAGAGAACUGAAGAACAAAAGUCUGUACAACAAAUUGAUAACAGAGCAGUUUCCAGAAUUCACUUUGUAAGAUAUCUGAGUGAUGACAAGAUUGUGAGAUUUAAAGAAGUGUCUCCAACUCUCAUUGGCAAUCAUAAGUCACAGCAAAAGCUAAAGGAAGAGCACAGCCAGAGCCUCUCAGACCCAAACACAUUCACAGAUAACAAGUAUCACAGAAACAGAAGGCACAAAAUUUCUGUCUGUAAAAGUUGUUGCAAGGACUAUCAAUUCCCACAAAAUUUUCAGAGUUCCCAGUCUCAAAUGAAUCCUCUUAAUCUUCUAAAUGCUGAGGAUUAUACCUCCAAAGUCUCAGCACUUCUCUGCCACCCUAUGUCCAUGAGCCCUCAGUAUGCUGUACACCCCAAGACUCACAGAAAUAACACAUAUUCUUUAGACACUGGGACUCCUAUAUGUUCCAAAUGUUUUAUGGAAAUUGGUAAUUCUCCUUUUCAUAAAUGUCUUGUAAACUCUGAUGAUGAUUCAGACCCUGAUUCUUCUUUACAUCUCCAAAUUCCCUUGGAUUCUAAAUAUUCUCUGAACCUCAAAUCUAUUAGAUAUCACAAGACUUCUUGGAAUAGCCCUUUAUCUCGAUCCCUGGAUCCUAAGCAUUCUGUGGGCUUUUGCUGUCCUUUACACCGGGAGGAUUCUAAAUAUUCCUUGGGCUCAAGUUCUUAUUUACAUUGUGAAAGUUGCUCAGCUGUCCAAAAUCACAUAGGCUCUACUGCUACCCAUACCUUUCCCAUGAAUCCUCAAAAUACUAUGAGCUCCCAUAGUACACUUGGCCCAGACAAUGUUAUCAACACCAGCAAUGUUCCUGGCCUUGAAAAUGAGGGCAUGUUUAACCUUACUGCUAAACUUGAAAAUGAGGCCAAACCUGACAAUGAUACUAAACUGAUUACUGCUAGAAGCCUCAAAGAUAAGGCCAGUGCCAAUGACGAGCCUCUUCUCAAAUAUGAGACAGAACAUGAAGAUGAGACAGACUCUGAAGAUGAAAAAGAUUCUGAAAAGGAAAUAGACUCUGAGGAUGAAAACAACACCAAAGAUAAGAAAGAUCCCAAAGAUAAGUCUGACCCUGAUGACAGUGAUUCCAAAGAUAGCAAUGCUGAACAUAAUGCAGACACAAACAGUGGAUCUGAUCCUGGUGGUGAUGCUGACCCUACAGGUGGAGCUGAUUCCAACGGUGAUGGUGAUUCUAACAAUGGAACUGACUCCAACAAUGAACCUGACUCUAAUAUUGAUGAUGCCACUAAAAAUGAUGCUAAUUCCAAAUACAGCACUGAUACUGAUGGGGGAAAACAUACCAUUAAUUCAGAUAAUACCCCUGGCCUAGACAAUUGUGUUGAUCAGGACUGUACUGUUAACUCCAGCAAUGGCACUAGUACAAACUCUACCUCUGUGCUGCAGAAUGGAACUGGCCUGAACUACACUUCUUGUUCCAAUAAUGGUUCUGGCACUAACAAUGCCACUGGAUCAGGCAAUGACAUUUGCCCCAACAAUGGUACUAGCCCCAACAAUAGACAUGGCUCUAAAAUCAAUAUAUCUGGCCUCCAAAACAAUGCCCCUGACCCCAAAAAUAUCGUAUCAUGUCCCAACAGCCCUGAUUCCAGCAACAAUGACUCCCGCCUCAAAAUCAAUGGUCCUGGCCUGAACAACAAUAGCCCUGGCCCCAAUGACAAUGGCUCUGGCCUUAAAAUUGACCCUGGAUCUAACUACAAUGUCAGCCCUAGUAGUGCUAUAAGCCACAAUAGUGCUAUUAGUUCUAACAAGGAUGCUGACUCCACGUAUGAUACAAAACCCACCAUUGCUGCUGGACACAACUAUGCAGCUGUCCCAAACUAUGACUCAGACCAUGACUGUGUCUCAAGAUUUACUCAUGCAGUAGGUUCUAUCCCUCUAGUCAACCCCAACUAUAUUGCCAAAAACAGUUAUGCUGCCAGACACAGCUCUACAACUACUACUGCCAAUGUCAUUGACACUAGCAAUACAACUAGUUGUAGUGGUGCUGUUAGCCCUAGCUAUACUGCUGGCACCAACUGUGCCUCAGGCAUUAACCAUGACAUUAGAUUGAUUCAUGCCUUUGAAUCCAACUUUGUCACCAACUCCAACUAUGAUGCCACAAAUACUCAUAAUGUUCAUAAUUCCACCAGUAUAAGCAAUAUUAAUAAUCUGUCUGAGCCUGAAUUAGAAAUUGGUACCAGUUCCUCCAUUCCUAAUAUUGUUUAUGCUAACUCCCCCACUUUUGCUGCUGGCACAAACUAUACUUCCACUCCUGAAAGUUUGAUCACCUCUGAAUUUUCUGAUUCAUCUAAGCUUGGUAUAAAUUAUACAGUUGUUGAUAACCACAAAUUUGGUGCCUGCCUCAAGGACUCUUCUGGCUCCAUGGAUUCUUCUAGCUUUAAUCAUACCACUAAGUCCAAGGAUGUCCUUGAUGCCAAGGAAGUUGGCUUUUUAAAAGAUUUAUCCAGGAUCCAGAAUACAAUUGGUGUCAAGUAUCCUGCCGAUUUAAACUUUCACUCCAAUUCAAGUAUUCCACUCCCUAUUUUUGACAUUAUAGUAGAAGCUGAACCACCAGAUGUUGUGAAGUUUGCUGUAUCAUCAGGGGCUGUGAAUCUAUUUUUUAAGUGGGAGACAAGCUUUCUGGGGAUUUUCAAUCUAAAAUAACAACAAACCAUCUCCUAUCCAAAUAUACUGUCAACUUGCUCAAGGUCUUUUAAUUGCUGAAUUUCUUUACUGAGGUCAUCUGUGCACCAAACCUUUCCAUAAAUUCACUCCUUUAUACAUCAAUUUGAUCAUUUCUUCAUAAUACUAAAGUGUUUCCCAGGUAUCCUAUUGCUGGAUUCCUUGUUAGAUAAGCUAGGGUCCUGAAAGUGUUUAAUCAAAAUAUGGUGAACUAAGUUGGCAUCUCUUUUUGAAAUGAAUUAGUAAAAGAUCUCAAAUUGAAUGUAACUGAAUAAAUAAUAUCAAGCAAAUAAAAGUGUUCCUCC